This is a messenger RNA of Sitophilus oryzae (rice weevil), 5408 nucleotides long. RefSeq names its product rap guanine nucleotide exchange factor 2 (gene PDZ-GEF). Gene Ontology annotation, cellular component: apical plasma membrane; plasma membrane. Gene Ontology annotation, biological process: Ras protein signal transduction; positive regulation of GTPase activity. Bases 184 to 4530 code for a protein of 1448 amino acids. The record is from RefSeq and is a predicted model, not a curated record. NCBI's taxonomy places the organism in Eukaryota, Metazoa, Arthropoda, Insecta, Coleoptera, Curculionidae. Gene Ontology annotation, molecular function: protein binding; guanyl-nucleotide exchange factor activity. The transcript has 23 exons.
AAUUUUCAGUAAAUAAAUAUGCUCAAACUUCAUUACAAGUCAUGGAUUGUCCGAAAAAAUGGCAAAUACGACAGGCACUACCCCACCAUCCCCCGAUCUCACAUUUCACCCUAAUCUAAAAAUAAUGCCCUCAAAAUUUUCACCCUUCUCCAACAAAUUUCCUUUGUGACCGGCUUCCCGCCUAUGCCCGAAUACGAGAAAUCGCGGGCGCGUCUCGACGACCGUUUGAACAAGCCGCCGCGCGAUGUCGUACUGCUGCCGCCAUCUAGGACCAACAUGACGGACUGGGAAGGCAUGUGGCUGCGAGCUCUGGCCCGCCCGCCGCAUUGUCGCUCGCUGCAGGACCUGCAAGUGAUCUAUUACGGGCUGAGCGGCCUGGAGGCGCUGCAGUCGUUGAGAGAUUCUAGUUUGCGCGCUCUCUGCAAGGUGGUGCGCUAUGAGAAGCAUUUGGCGAACGACGUUCUGUACUAUACGGGUGAAUUGUCAACUUGCUGGUACAUAUUGCUGUCUGGAUCAGUUUUUAUUGAUGGAUCCAUGUUUUUGCCCAGAUCCAGUUUUGGGAAACGAACCGGUGGAAGUGCCAGGAGGCAGAAUGAAUGUUUCGUCCUUGAACCAUCGGAGAUGAUUGUCAUCGACUAUCCAGACAUAGAUCAAGGAAGAAGAAUACAGAACUCUCCUCUAAUGGAACACAGACCGCAUAGACCUAUAAGCAUAAUGUUCGAUGACACUUAUGGCGGUCAUCCCCAUAACAGUAUUCCCCGACCAAGUUUAUACCAUAAAUGCUCUAGAGGGUCCCAUUCCUCAGAUACCUCUUCUGCGUACAGUGGAUCAGAUACCAUGGCAUCGACGCACUCAGAACUGGACGGAGAAGAGCCUGAUCUAUCAGGACUCGUUGAGAGUAUCGUUGACAGCGACGAAGAAGACGAUUUGGCCGAAAGCAUGGACAGUUUAACCGUAAGAGAUAGGGUAAGAGACUGUUUGGAGAAAGAGCCAACAGAACGAACAGACGAUGAUAUAGAAACCCUGCUAGAAUUUACGCAGCAGUUAAAAGCUUUUAACAAUAUGACUUUGGCUGUUCGACGUGCCCUUUGUGCAGUAAUGGUAUUUGCGGUGGUCGAGAAAGCUGGCACCAUUGUCAUGAAUGAUGGCGAAGAAUUAGAUUCUUGGUCGGUUUUGGUUAAUGGAAGCGUGGAAGUUGUCAUAUCUGGUGAAGAGAAUCAGACUCUCAACACCGGAGAUGCUUUCGGUAUCCUCCCGACUAUGGAUAAACUGUACCAUCGUGGUAUUAUGGUCACCAAAUGUGACGAUUGUCAAUUUGUCUGUAUUACACAGUCAGACUACUACAGGAUAUUACAUCAAGGUGAAGAAAACACCAGGAGGCAUGAGGAAGACGGUAAGGUAGUGAUGGUCACGGAAUUAAGAGGAUCUGUAGAACCAAGUUCGAAUAGACGAGGUCACGUAGUGAUUCGGGCGACCCCAGACCGUCUCAUGCAACAACUAAUUGAAGAAAAUUCUCUUACCGAUCCCACUUAUGUGGAAGAUUUCCUUCUCACCCAUAGGGUAUUCACUCCUAGUUCCUUACAUAUUGCCAAUCAGCUUUUAGGAUGGUUCAAAGAUCCCGAAAUUCGAGAUAGAGUGACUCGCGUCGUGUUGCUGUGGGUCAACAACCAUUUCACCGAUUUCGAAACCGACCCGGACAUGAUCGAGUUUUUAGAAACUUUCGAACAGGGGCUCGAAAAUGAACAUAUGGGCGGACAAUUGAGACUGUUAAAUAUCGCGUGCGCGGCUAAGGCUCGUAUUAGGAACGUGGUGCUCGCCAGACCUAACAGAGACGAACCUCUCAGUUUCCAGAUUUUGGGUGGGUUUGAACGGAACUUUGGCAUAUUCAUUUCGAAGGUGGAUAAAAAAUCUAAAGCCGAAGAUGUAGGUUUGAAAAGGGGCGACCAAAUUUUAGAAGUGAACGGUCAAAGUUUCGAACAUGUGUCUCACGCUAGGGCUUUGGAAAUAUUACGCGGUACUACCCAUUUGAGCAUUACUGUGAAAUCAAACUUGUUGCACUUUAAGGAAAUGUUAAAUACUCCCGAUAAUUCGCCCAGACCUAGAAGCAGAAAGGUCUCUGAAAUUUCGAAAAUUCAGCAUGAUCCUAGGGCGAGAUUAUCCAGCGUGGAUGGAAACAUCAUUAUGGGUCAUGAGACCUUAUGUUCUCAACCAGUUACCAUCAACAGUCCUCAAAAGGAAGGGAAAAAACCGAUGUUCUCCACUAUGGGGCCCAAGAGAAGAUUACAAAAAGCUUUAAUGAAAAUGAACAUUUUACCCAAAAAUAUUAUCAAUAUUGGAACCGAUCAAGUAGAUAGUAUAAAUUCUCCGUCAAAUUUGACAAGCCAUCUAUAUCAAUCACAGAGCAACCCUGACCUUAUGUCAAUCUGUUAUGACGACCUUCGAUGCACAGACUAUCCAGAACAUGUUUUGAAGGUAUACAAACCAGAUCAAAGUUACAAAUACUUACUCAUUCACAAGGAGACUACCGCUCACGAAGUGGUCAUGUUGGCGUUACAAGAGUUUGGCAUGACCGAUCCAAGUUCCAAUUUCAGUUUGUGCGAAGUCUCCGUGACUGACACACAAACAAUCAAACAAAGAAGACUGCCCGAUCAAUUGCAAAAUUUGGCCGAACGAAUAGGGCUAAGCAGUAGAUAUUACCUGAAAACGAAUGGCGUGACAGAAACUUUAGUACCUGACGAGUUGGCUCCCGAACUAGUUAGGGAAAGUGCUGUGCAUUUUCUCCAACUGAAUGCUAUAGAGGUAGCCAUUCAACUCACCCUGCAAGACUUUAGCAUUUUUAGACAGAUAGAACCUACAGAAUACAUAGACGACUUAUUUGAACUAAAAUCGAAAUACGGAACUGUGAUGCUGGAACAAUUCGCAGCUUUAGUAAAUAAGGAGAUGUUUUGGGUUGUUAGCGAGGUGUGCUCGGAACAGAACCCCGUUCGACGAAUGAAAAUUAUUAAACAGUUCAUUAAAGUAGCGCGGCAAUGUAAAGAAUGUAAGAAUUUUAACUCGAUGUUCGCGAUUAUCAGCGGCCUUGGACAUGGCGCAGUCUCUCGUUUGCGACAAACGUGGGAUAAGUUACCAGGCAAAUACCAGAGGAUAUUCACGGACCUGCAGCAGUUGAUGGAUCCCUCUAGGAACAUGAGCAAAUACCGGCAGUUGGUCAGUGCAGAGCAAACCCAACCUCCAAUUAUACCAUUUUACCCAGUAGUAAAAAAAGACUUGACAUUCAUCCACUUAGGUAACGAUUCCCACGUCGAAGGCCUAAUAAAUUUUGAGAAACUUCGAAUGAUCGCUAAGGAAGUCCGAUCGCUGAGUAACAUGUGCAGCAGUCCCUACGAUCUUUUGACAAUGCUCGAGCUGGGCGGCCAACCGGCUAGUAAUGCCAUGGUGGCGUUAAAUCAAAUGACGACUGCCACGUCUCAAUAUCAUACUCAGGCCUCAAUAUGUGUUGUACCAGGUCAAGCCACGGUCAAACGACGUAAAAAAUCCACGGCUGCUCCCAAUCCUAAGAAAAUGUUUGAGGAGUCUCAGAUGGUGAGGCGCGUCAAAGCCUAUUUAAAUAACCUUCAUGUGGAAACGGAUGAACUGAAACUACACGAAAUGUCUAUAGAGUGUGAAGGUAACUCUGCGGGUAGCGGUGGCUUUUCGGGUCCAGGAAGCCAGAGGUCUAAAAGACAUGCUUCGCCGGCGCCAUCUACAACUAGCAGUACAAGUAGUGCAAGCGACGAAAGAAAACCUACUCCCAAAUUCGGUUCGGCUUCACCGCAAGCGGUUAGAAAGCUACUGGCAUUGUCUGAACCGGCCAAAACUAGGCCCCAUCAGUCUAAACAAGCGCCGACCCAUAGCGUGCCUAUUAACCAACCUAGUCCUGCUGUUCGAAGAGCCCCUAGUGCUACAGGGAGUUACUCGAGUUAUGGAUCGCACAGUUCUAGCAGCUCGGGAGCUGGCGGUCGAGCAAUGCACGAGCGGUCUCACUCAGACACGCCGACGCCACUGCCUUCGGUCGCUUUAUCGGCCGAAAGCAGUAGCGUAACAUCCCUGAGCAACUUGCCAUUAAGGAAAACGUUAACGUCAGGUUCGGUCACUUCUUCCGACUCGGGUCACAGCACCAUUAGUCAGGUUACUACAGGGUCUACGGGUGAAUGCCACCCAUACCAAGUUCGGUGUCCUAGCCCUUCAAGGCAUUCGACAGUGCUACCAGCAGGCUGGUAUCCUACGCGAACCGGUGCUAUUCCGCCUUGCCCCCAUGCUGUGGCCGUUUUACCUCCCUUACCUCAUGCUUUGCGCAAUGGUGCCAAUAGGAGGCAACCACCUUCUUACAGUGUUGCCGCCCACAUGGCGCGACUUCAUAGACUGGGCAGAGCACAUUCGCACGAAGGUGUGACUCAAGGUUACCAUUACCAUACCGACCCUGAUACCGAUCAAGAUGAUCAACUAAACGACUGUACUGACAUUUCUGACACGAUUAUUAUUAUGGUAUGAUACUGACGAACAAUGUCGACUUGACUAGACUACUAUAAAAAUUAGUAAGAUGACGAAGAAACUCAAGUUUCUGCAGUCUAAAAAGCCCCGGUUUAUUGGAAAUGUAUUUAAUCAAACCAUGUAUUUAUUUGUGUUUUUGACGUAUACAGACAUCAGUAACUAAGCUAUUGUUUAAAGGUACUGGGGUUGACAGUAUAUUGAAUAUUAUUUUCUCAGCAUGCCACACAAAAACUAUUUUGAGUUAAAAAUUGAAAUAAAAUUUAAUAAAUUGUUAACCUCUAUGCCAAGUACCUGAUCUUAAUGAUUUUUUGUAGACCUUUCUAUCUGAUUUAAUAUAUUAUUUUACUAAGUGUAACUAUCGCCUUUAUAAAAACUUGUAUAUAGUUUAUUUAUAAGAUAUUAUUUGAUUUUUCAAGUUUGAAUCAGUAUUUGUUUAUUUAUAAUCCUGAAUGUUGGCAAGACAUUUCAUUGCAUGUGACUAAGUGAAUAAUAUAAGAAAAUUAAGAAAUAUUUAUUGUAUCACUUUAUAUAUAAAAGUUAAAUGGACAAAAAGUAUAACACAAAGACAGAUCAGCAUUCAGGAAUGAGAAAUGCUAAUAUUGUGUGACUUCUGUAUCUGUAUUAAGACGCUAAUGUAACAUACAUAUCGUAUGAAAUGCGGCUGGAUUUAAAAAUAUCUAAGCAAAAAGAAACAUUUUCAAAUCGUUCAUAUAUUUUUUCAAAAACUUUUAUAGCUUCUUUAAGUAUUAGCCUAAGAGCUGGCUACAUAAAAAAACCUCAUCAUCGUUACAUGGCUAAUUUUUCUUGCGAAGUCUCCUUAUGUGUAGCCAUUAUGAAAUAGUCAUGUCUGCCAGCGCGAUCCCGGGGCUUAAAUUGGU